This is a messenger RNA of Pocillopora meandrina, 11886 nucleotides long. Lineage: Eukaryota; Metazoa; Cnidaria; Anthozoa; Scleractinia; Pocilloporidae. The record is from the annotation of a GenBank genome assembly.
GUUGUGAAGACGGCUAGUCCCCAUUUUCUUGUCAUUAUAUUAGCAGGAUGUAUGUUGUCGUAUAGCGAGGUUAGUUGAGUUGCACUAUGAGUCUUUCAAGACAUAACAGCAUAACAGGCUGUGCUUUAAUCACUGCGCACACGAAAUAUAGUUGACUCAGGUCAAGGAAAAAUGGCCCAGAUCAAACAAAACCUAGAUUUCGUAUCCUUUGAACACAUUCAACGCGAAUGAAAUGUAUAAUUGGCCUGAAAAGAAAGGACUAUUAACUGAAAUACUAAAACGAGACUUAAAUGUGUAUUCUCCUUAAAAUGUUGAAAGCAGGCCGUCAUGAAGAAUGACAGUUGUGCUACCGAAUAGUCAAAUUUCACACAAUGUGUUCUACGCAAAACAGAAAGAACAGCAACAUAAGAAAAAGUGAUUAUUUAGAGUAGUAAUCAUGAUAAGUUCCAAUGGCUCCACAGAAGUAUCAGUAAAAGCCAGUUAUAGGCGGCUUAGCGCCUGUCAUAAGAUCUCUUACCGCUGUCUGUUUAGCCAACGCGCAGGCUCUCGUGUUUGGGUUUCAUCUUUUUCGGCACAGCCGCCCAUGGAAAAGUUAUUGAAAUCCCCGGCUAUAACUGUGUCUCUGUUUCCGUCGCGUCAGAUUCUUGUGCUGUAUCCUGAACCGCAGAAUACUUUUAUGUAUCGUUCGUCUUUGGUUUCGCCACAUUGGAUUUGGACUUGGUUUCACCUCAUUGCUCCUCAAAACUUGAGGUGAGUUUCAUAUUGUUUUUAAACAAUUUCCAGGGGUUCAACCAAAUGAGUUGUUACCCCCAUAAAACCUGACAAUAAUAUUUAUAUUGUCCACCGAUGUUCACUCUACAGUUACUUUGAUAAUGACUAGGAAAAUUUGUUUAACAAUCAGGUACUUCUUAGAUCUGUGACCAUUUCUCUUAUUCUCAUGACCUUUACAAUUGAUUCAAGGAUAAUAAUGUGAGGAUAAAUUAGAAACCAGUCUCUCACGAAUUAGAGGGUUGAGGGGCGAUCUGAAAUUUCUCUUGUGAUGAUUGUGCAGGUAACUGAGUCUGGAAAUCAUACAGAUGUUCCAUUAGUUACAAAACAAAACAAAGAUCGUGAGCGGUCGAAGAGUUCCCAUCAUAAAGUACAGCGUCAUUGUUUUAGCCGGUUUUCCCAGUAAUUGAUUAACUAUACUAAGUUUGAAAUGGUGAUUUGAAUUUUGAGCAGACCGGCAACUGUUAAGAAUUUCUAAAGCUGACGUUUCGAGUGUUGGCCUUUGUCUGAGCCAUUUGAGGAAUUUAUCUUUCAAAUGGCACUUUUUCUUUCCACGGUAUCAACGAACGCUUUUCAUUCAAAAAUUUAUACUUUUGUUUUUCACGUUACGCUGUUCUCACUAAUAUAAUGGUGUAGCUUUAAUUUUUCCAUAAAGCACCCACAAUUCCUCUAUACGCUCUGACGAAGGACAAAGUCUCGAAACGUCCGUCAGCUAUAAAACCCUUUACGGCGACCAGUUAACAUUAUCACCUCAGUUUGUAAAGGCAAAUUAUCGUGUAAUGCCUCCCACCGACGCAUCACCACUGUUUCAAAUCCCUUAGUUGAGAUUUUAUAGAAAUCAGAACAAUGGUUAACUGAAUACGUUUCGAAAGCAAACAGCUCUUAUAAAAAAUUUAGACAUUUUACAGCGGAGUGCGCGGAGCGUGACACUAUAACGAAGAGAGUAUGGUAACCUACCAAGGCUAGAAACUUGACUUCUCCAUCCUUAUCUUGCACAAAAAUUAACUGAAGAGAUCAAAAGGACUUUUGCCUUGUUAAUUACUAUGUGAAUUAUUCCAGAUUUCUUAGACACUUUCCACCUAUUUCCUAAUGGAGCUUGCAUUAUCUGAAGAUUUUGGGAGUUUAUGUACACAACGAUGAAGCGCUCGAUAUGUGCCACUAAUUUAUGGGUGAACUCAAAAUGGUGCUUGGCCCGCCCGUAAAGAUUUAUGCGAGUGUGGGUCAAAUUUCGCUAUAGCGCACUUAAUUUACCAAUCAGAGCGAUCGCAUCUCAGCUAUAUAGUUUGUAGAAGUUACCGCAUGAUGCAUUGCGAAGAUCGUAACUUUUCUGCUAUUUUUUUCUUUUGCAGAAUUUCCGUGAUAUUUCGUGUUAAAUCUGCACAGAAGAUAAAGCUCACUGAUCGCCAUCUUCUCCAGCGCCUCGCUCCCAUUCUGGCGUUGUACGUGGUUUAUCUGCUGGCCUGGUCACUAGCCGGCCCGAGUCACGUGGUAGAAAUGAAGAUGCCAGGGAUCUUAAGUUCCAUGAGUGCUCCUUUGACUGGUGGGACCAUGCCAUUUUGAUAUGUAAAGUUAAACUUAGGCCUCAUUCACUCUACAAAAAAAAAAAAAAAAAUACAACGACAACAACAAAAAUUACAAAAAGUAACUUUCUUUCUACGUUUAGGCCUGUAGGUUCACCAUCAGUGCUUUUUGUCAAUCGCGUUUUGAUAAUAUCCUAGAGAAAAGGGAUCUCAUGCUCCAUCAUUUGUCUCCUCCCGCAUUUUGCAUACGUUUUUCCCGCCAGUGCUGAGUAGAGUUUGUUGAAUUUCUUUCUUGCCUUUGUUAGUUGAAACACUCUUUUUGUUCUGGGGAAUCCACCUGUGCUAUAACGUCAGGAAAGCACCAUCCGCCUUCAACGAGAGCAAGUUUAUCAGUUGGUCAAUUUACAAUUUGACUGUGGUCACUUUCUUCCUCAAAAUUACGAGGUAUGGUUAGUUUUAUUACUUACUUCAAAUUAAGGAGAAUUAUUCUCCAGAAACCAUUUCUCUACCUAUACACGAAAAUAAGACACUAGCUGCGUUAUGCGACUUCAAAGAGUCACGAACCUCAGUAAUUUCAAGACUCAGUAACCUGGCCGCACUCGCAUAACCUUUUUGAGCGGCUCCCAAACAACUGCUUCUCUGAUCAUCGCGGUAAACAAAGUAACACACAGAAAUUUUUUUUUCUCACUUUUGGGGUCAAAAGCAUCUUUUGUGGAGCUCUUUAUUGUUCAAGAGAUUACCGAGAGAAAGUAAAAGUUAGCUUGGAUGAAAGGUUGUGAUGUCAAAGGAAAGCUGUCUGGUUGCUAAGCAGUAUUCAAAAUGACAGCUUCCAUAAUCGAAUUUUUAACACACUUAAAGGCAACUUUCGAAAGGUGAGGUUAUUCCUUGGAAUUUACUGGAACUGCCUUCAGUGUCAUUCAUUCCAUACAUUUUUAAUGGUGAAGAUAAAAUGAUAUUGUUUCUGUAGCAUAUUGUCUCUUUGAAAGAUUAGCCUAAAGGAUCCAACAUCAUUCCAUAUUGUUGAAUUGAACUUUAUUGAAAGAUGUUGGUCGUGGUGUCCAAACGAAUUUAACAUGUUAGAUGCAAUACUCGGUACAAAGGUCUGGGUAUGAACUCUACCCAGAUUUCAUCGGAAACAAAUUCACUACAUUUUUUUAACCUAAAAAUGGCGUAAGAUAGAUCGCGAGUGAAUGAUGUUUAGCCUCUGUUGUUGACUCUGCUGGUAAUGUUGGCAAAGGAAGAUAUUGCGUUGUUGAUGAGAGAGGGAAUUUGGUUUAUACCGAGAUAACCCCCACUGGCUGACAUUUUAUCAAUCAUCUACUUGCCAAAUGACGAAUUGAUAUUGCAAGGAAAAGUUGCCGGUUUUUAAUCGGUUCUAUUAGUUUAAGAGAUAUUGGAACCUUUCCAUUCCGGUGAAUUAUUUUGUUAAGUCCAUUUUACUAAGUACACACAGACGACUUCCAAAUGUAGAAGGGUAGCAAAGUGUUCCUUUUGAUAAGAUAAGAUUGAAUGUAAUAUCCUUUAAUAUUUUGAAAUAUAACUAUGUGUUGAUGUUAUUCGUGCUAAAUUCCACACCUACGUCUGUCCUCUAAAUAAAGAAAUAUCCUUGAUGCAGGUUCAUGACCUUUGAUGGUCAUGACGUAAAUACAACAAUAAUUUGAAGAUCUUUGAAUAUGCAAUGGAAAGUUCAAUAAUGUAGCAACACGCGGCAUUUUACAUGUGUUCUUGUGAGUAACUAUUUUGCGGUGAGCAUCUUGAAAUCUGGAAACCGCUAGGUGCGUCAUCGUUGGUCCACAAACCCUUCCGUCAAAAGCUGUUCUCUGAUUAUUUUUGAUCGAGUGUUUUCGUGAGUUCACAAGAAAGUCAAGUUAUCUUUGGUUUUAAGAACGAAGUUUCAAGUGGGUGAAUUCUGAUAUGUUCUCGUUUCGAAUGCUCUUAAGGUUUUUCUUUUUUCGCGUUGUAAAAUAACUUUUCUUGUAUGGCUGUGGGCACGCACACUGAGAGAUAGGAAUAGAUUGCACUUUGCAGUCUACCAUAAGAUUAAGACUUCUUCUUUACUGAAGAACAGCUGUAAGAUUUUGCGAUUGAAAUAUUACUUUCAUAAGUGUAUUGGUUACUUUCACCGUGUCGGUUAAAAAGAAUGCUUCGCCGGGCGAGGUCCUUUAUUUUGCUUUUUGAAUAAGUUUAUUCUGUGAAUAAGUAUGGUUUCCAUGUUGUAAGAGGAUACUUCCUUGCUUGCAUAAAUAAAUAAAUUUUAAACCUUUCGAUCCACGAUUCAUUCAAAUGUUCCCUUCAAAGGAAAGAGAAAACGAGAUGAUGUCUUCAAGUUUCAUGUAAGCUUACGAAUGAUUUUUUCCUCUGGGUAUCAACUAUUUUUGUCAUUUUGAUUAUCCACAAAAGAAAAAAAACUACAAAACACGGACAAUUUUCCUUACGUUUCUUUCGAGGAAAAGGAUAAAACUUUGCAAAGGAUGGCAUCGCUCCAAAGGGUGUUUUGAAUUAAAAUGAAUGUUUUGUAUGUCUGUGAACAGGGGUUCCAUUCAUUGACUCUGUUUUUAAGAAUUGAAUACUCAUUUUAAAAUGUCGUAGUAAACAUGGCGUCACGGUGGGGUAAUUUACAGAUGUCGAACUUUUCAAUAAAUUGUUACAUACGUUGACAUCAUCAUUGUUAUUCCCCAUAUUCUUAUCUGUGCUUUUCCAUCGGUGACGAACGGAAUUAGUUUAACAAUCAAAGCUUCUUUGGUUUGAUUUAAGUUGGCCAUCAUGCCCUUUAUUCUCACGAACUUAAUGAAUGAUUUAGCAGUAUGACUGUGAAGAGCAGUUAGAUGUUGAUCGCUCUCGGGGUUUAAAGAGUUGAAGGAAACGAGUACAUAGUGGAAGGCUCGGUGAGUUCGCCAACUGAAAAAAAAGACGCAAGAAUAAAAUAAGAGCCAAGAUGGAUAAAGUUCGAGAGGAUUUAAGCAGUUUGUUCUUAGAGAAUUUGCAAAACUUCGGCUUAAUUUAUCCACAUGGACAGACUGCGACUACGCUUCUUUUGCGUUAAGAAACGGUGUGUACUCUAUUGUAAAGAUCUCUUUGUCCGUUCACGACUUUGGAGUCAGUACUUUGAUUAUUCACGUCCAACUGCAUUUCAAAAGUACUACAUGAACUUGUUGGUCGAUAGUUUCAGUCUCUUCUUGUCGACAGUCGCUCACUGUGAAUGGAACUACUAUGUUACCACUUCUGCCUUUUUUGUUCGUUCUAAGUUUCAUUCGUUUUUUAACAUAUUUUAAACGAUCGAUCUCAAAUUAAAGAUCCUUAUUUAUUUCUAAGCUUUCGAGUGUCGUGUUCACCUUGCAAUUUGUUUAGGAAGCGCAGAAUAUAGGGAAACCAAAUCACCUUACAGUUUCUCUUCUCGACGCGGACUCUGACUGUUUCUACGACAUACACCUGCACUCCUACCCAACUCACAGUAUUUCGCUCGCUACAGCUCACUAUGCGAGCAAUAUACUUUUAGCCUCUUGACGAUAAACGAAACCAUUUAUUUCUUUAACGGCCCCUCUAUGUUUGCCGUUGCUGUCUUGGAGACAGUCUAUCUUAAGCUUUCAACGGAAGGUCUUGUUUGUUUUGUGAUAUUAACACAAUAUCAACCAAAAAAUAUGUUAGUAUUUUUUAUUGAUCCUUAUCAUAAAACGGUUUGCUAAAAUUAAUGCGAGUCUGAUAUAAGUGUGAACAAUUUCUGAUAGUUUGUGGGUUGGUGAAAGCGCGCACAAGAGGACAGAUUGCUUCGACUGAUUUUAGCAGCUGGUUCCUCGAACCCAAAGGAGAUAUGAAGGAAUUGGCAGAAAGAAUUCUUGAGACUACUCGAAUGGUUAAUUUUCAGUCCUUAAAACUGGUAGAUUUUAGCUAGUUCUCUCGAAGAGGCUGGUUGCAGACUUUUAAAGACCCUAAACAAAAGAUGAUUUUUCUUCCAACCUGUCUCGAGCCAUUUGCUGCGCCGUCAGAAGACAAGUUUCAGACAAGAUUGUCAGGUGUAUUUACGUUUGCGUUGUGCUACUUAAUCGUAUACAACAAGUUAUGUCGUAGAUACAAAUGUAGAAGACUGGCACUAAUUUAUUAACCAGCAAAGGCAAUGAAAUCAGUUCUUUAGUUGCCAAAGGUUACGUGCUAUGAAGAAAAGCAUUUUUUUUAAUUGUCUAUUCCUAAUGAUACAAUCUGAUUGAUGUAAUUUCCUUCCUGUAACAAAACAUUCUUCAAUCCAGUCUGGUUUAUAUCUAUUUUUGAUCCAAGAUAUUUUAGAUUAUAUUGAAUAAGUGCUGAUAAUACUUUUGGAUGAGAUGUGAUCAACAUCAAAAACAACAAAAAUAGCAACAUGCGGAGAAGGGUGUCGAAUUUAACUAAUUUUUGGAAAAACCCCAUCACUGUCGAGAUCUGAAUAUCAAUUAAUUGCACUAUCUGCUUUACUUUUUUGCUUUGAGAUUUUGAUGUUAAAUCAAACAAUGUAACUCUGUGCAAUUUUUUUUCUUUGUUCAAACGCGUGUCGGCUUAUAAUUGUACAAGAGAUUAUAACUGAUGAUAACAGGACUGAGUGGAGUCAAAUUCGGUUUAUAAUCAUAUGAGCGAUAACAAAAUCGAUUGUUAAUCACGAGUAUGGUUACAGACCGAAUUGGACGAAACGAAAUCUUUCUAACAAUCAAUCAUAAAAUUACAAUUUCCGAGAAAAGAAGAAUAGCCCAGUUAUGAAAGAAAGGAAAAUUUGCAUUAAAAAGACUGACAAAGGAGGCGUAAAUUGUUUAAUUAUUUGAUUGGUUGAUUUAAACUACAACUUUCAACGUGAUUGGCUUAUUGAACUGCCUUGUAACAAGCUGUCCGAUGACAACGUGGCAAGUGAAUUAAUGGGAAGCAGGAAUUUUUUAAACCAAUCACAAUCGAGGAAACUGUAAUUUUUAUGAUUAUAAACUUUUUAUAUUAAUCUCUUGAAUUGUAUGGGUAUUUUGAUGAGAUACAUCCUUUGUGUCAUCUCGGGAGUGAACGGGAUGGAUUGUCGUCCAUGUAGGAAGCUCGGAAAAGGAAGGUGGUUUUUGACUAAUUUUCUGAACGGAAGGUACCUCAUGUUUCACUGAUGAACCCUAUACACCCUAACAACAGUUUGUAUAUUCUCCAUACUGUUCUCCAUACAUUCUCCAAGAUGUUGACAAGGAGAAUUUGUUAAACAAUCAAGAGCGUCUUUGUUUGUCUUCUUCUUUGUUCUCGUGACCUUAAUGUGUGAAUCAGAAGUGAUACUGUAAAAAUAUAUUUGAUGCCAGUCACUCUUAGAGUCAAAGGCUAAAAUGGUUUAAUGGCAGACUUUGUUCCCAUAGGCAAAAUUUGUCACUAUUUGACGUCAUCGCCUUUCUGUGAGAAAAUACAUAAGAUAUGACCACUUUUUUGAAAAUAAAGUAGACGAAUAAAGAAUUUGAUCUUUUUUGGGGUUGCUUAAUAAAGAUUUCCUCUUGUAGUCUAAGGAUUCGAUCAGACGAGCUAAAGCUGGAGUUGGUUCGCUGAGUUUUACCGGCUGUGAUAAUAGAGUUUGACAGUCGAUUAAAUUUGACAGUAUAUAUUGCAUUCAGCUUUGUUUUAAUCGUUUUAAGUCUGCGUUUGGUCGCAAUGAAUGUUGAAAAAAACAACAACGACAAUAAACAACAGUUAACAACCCCGAAAACACAUCCAGAUGGAUACUUACAACAGCAACCUCGAAACUGGAGACAAUCUAAAACUAUGUACUACGAGCAAGUUUUUUAAAUCUUAACGCUAAUUCUCUGUAGUAGCCCUUCUGUCGCGAUUUUUAUCCGCUCUUUGUCCGAUACCCGCCUAUAUUUUGCAAGUUUGCACUGGCACCGUUGCUAAGCAGCAACGAAAGGACUACAUAGCGCCCUCGCCCUGCUGUCAUGGUUGUUUCCGCUGUCCGGAGUCGCUUCUGGCGCACUCACUCGUAAAAUAAUUAUGAUAAUAAUUGCGCGGAUGCGACCCAAGGAAAUUGUUACCUGUUUAUUAAGGAAGUGAAGUAUUUAAGGAGUGUUUAUUUGAUGAUGCCGAUAGAAGAUGAAUUGUUUCAUCCACCGAAGACUUCGUUGUUUUGGAACUUAACCUUUGUUGACGAAUUCGAUCGCGAUUCACUGUCUCUGGGUUUGCAAAUAUAGUAAUAGAUCAUUUUGCCUUCAUUGAUCAUUCCCUUAUGAUACUUAAUCGAUUUUAUCAUUUGAAGGAGCCACUUGAAGUCACGAGUCGUGUGUUUAUCAAGACAAACAUUUACUUCUAUGAAGUGCGCGUAAACAAGUCUCUGUUCUCUAUCAUAAAUCGACUAUCAGAACAGAUCAGGGGUUUUCCGAUGGCGCCGGGAAAUACCGGAAUCUAAGCCAUUAAUUGUUUCAGUUUUACUAUGGAGACAAUAAGGGCUUUUUCUUCGGCGACGUUACUACUAAAAGGGGUUUUGUUGCGUUGCCGUUUAUGCAUAUUACAAGAAAAAAAUGUUGGCCUUAAAUUUUAUAAGUUAGUUGUAUAAUCCAUAUAAAUCUUCUGCGUCUUUGGCAAUCUUCAAUCUUUUAUGGUUUCAUCUCGCCUUUGAGAUUUAUAUCUUAUUCUUUAAAACAUUAUCGUCAUCUUAAUCGUAAGCUGUAAGAAAAAAAUUGCUUCUUCUCCACGAUAUUACCGAAGUAUCGUUCUUCAGCUCGGUACAUACAACUAUCUGUGGAACUGAAAUAAUGGGCACUGCUACGCACUUAAUUUGACGUAAUCAUCUGUUGAAAACAAAAUGAAACAAAGCACAUCAAUAUUUUUGUCUGUUCAUUCGUUUUUUUUCUUUUUAUCUCUGGCGUGUACGCGCGUCGAACAUUUAAUCUUUGGAAUUUAUCUGGCACCUCUAUUAUUAGUGAUUAACCAUUUCCUUCUCUAUUUUCGCUUUUCUUAGCCACAAUACGAAUUUCCACUACGUAAGAUAUUACUCAUUUCCUGCGUUGAUCGUUCGCAAUACUUAUAUGAAGGUUUCUUUCAUGAAGUCAGUACUUUCCAAACGGAAGGGAAUCCCACGUCGCUUUUAGUUUGCUUUUAAUCUUUAAACUGCCGGCUUACCACCUGUCACCGUGAGAAAGCAAAAUGUUUGCGUGCGUGGGUGUUCUGUCAUUUAACACUUUUAGGGGUUUCCACCGUCAAAGACAGAAUGAUAUCGCUUUUGGAUUUCCUGGUUAGUCUUGUAUUGAGCUGCCUCAUUAGAAAUUCUAUUUAUUCCUUGCAUAAGCGUUAAUUAUCGAAAGUUCAUUAAGUGCACUCGAUAAGCUAAGUAAUCAUCUUGUCACAAACAUCAGCGCCCCUUUAUUUUUUUAAAUAAAAAAAAGUUUUGAAUGUUUCGAAAUCAAGAAAAUCUUAAAAAAACUUGCAAGCGGAUAAGUGCGUAAAGUCACUUUGAACUAAAUGCGCUGUGAUUGUUAAGUUUAUUUAUUUGAUUUAUCGCUUAUCAUCAUUGUCAUUUUGAAUGAUCGUCUCGUUCCGAACUUGCUGAAGGAGGCAAAGAAUCAUGGAACGAAAGUGGUGUACACGUAUGGAUUGAGGCGAUGCGUGCCCUUCGAUGUAUUAAGGAACCCUUGCGUCACCAAACGGCUUAUAUCGCUUACAAGCCUCCUUUGUUCUGCGUGUGAAAUACUUCCACUUUCUCUGAAGCAGCGAGCAAAGUUAUAACUUAAUGUUGCUUUAAUUUGCCAUUGACGGAGUUAAUUGUUUCGUUACGCACGUCAUUGGUGAAAAGAACGUUACAUCAAUGGAACGUUCUGGAAAACACGCGACGGUGGAACUCUAUUCACGCCACGAGGAACUAAUGCAUUUUGGAACGUAUCACUACUUCAUUCUCUUGGGUGACUGUACGAGAACUUUUUUCGCAGUCACGGGCUACUAGCAACCUUUAUAUCCGAUCUAAAAAUAUCACUGUGUCAAACAAUGAAUAAUUAUGAUAUCGUCACGAGCUAAUUGUCAUGUUUAGACCAACUUUGUCCGAAGGAACGCCAAGAAGCGUUGACAGAUGCUGGGGGGAAAUGGUCGAUGGAUCUUUCCUGAAAAAUCUUUGAUUUCCGUGCGGUUUUUCUUCUUCUUCAGAGGAUCAUAUUUUGAAAAAGGCGUGAGUGACAACCAAACUGCGUGACCCCCGUCGAGUGUUUAUUAUUGUGAGAGAAUUUUAUGACGUCAAACGGUCUUUUAUAAAUAAGCCCACUCAUUGCAAGCACCGAAUCAUUCAUUAUUUCACAAGCCUCUUCUUGUGUGGAUCAAAGCUUCCAGUGCGUCCUGGCACGAAGUGCCAGUGUUUCUCUUUACUCAAACGCACACACAAGCUGGCCAUCUAUUAGGCCGUAACUAAGGGAAUCCCACACUGUUCUUCUACUUCUCAAAGGGAAAGGUGAGUAAUGUGUGAAAGUAAUGUGUGAGUAAUUAUUUCGUCCAUUAUUUUAAAAAUUGGAUUUUGUGUUUGUACGAAAUUUUCGCAAGUGCAAAGUCCGCACGGUACGCCGUUAACCUCUGUUAAACAGCCAUCGAUAUCUGUUUGAACGUGAAACUCUCCUAAAAUCAGAUGUGUGUGGACAUGUAUUUUACUCUAUUUGCGGUUUUAAUCUUGUUUGAUUACACAUGUCUCUCUGAGUGACUGACUGUGUGAAUAUUACUUACCGACUCGUUGAUGUUUUUAAUUUAACUCAAACAAAUAUGCCUUCGAUAAAUUUUUAUGCCCGUUCUAUCCUCUUUUGGCGAUGUUAUCACCCUUAAGACACAGUGUAUGUCUGUGUGAAUUGAAUCAGCUGUGAUGAACUUUGAAUGCAAUUUGAAUAUUGGUCGAAGAUUUUCGGGACUUGCAAAUAUAGAGUUCAAUUAUGUACCUUUUUUUUUACUUUGACCUUUUCACUCAUACGAAACCACAGCUUAAUUUCUAGCUUUUCUGAAGUUCAUUGUUGUUCGUUUUAAUGCAAUAUAAAUUUCUACUUUCGAAUACGUAUUUCGCAACGCGAAAUCGAAACAUGAAAAAUUUCAUUCUGUACUUUUCGCUCUGACAAUAACACGAAAUGACGUCAUCGGUAUCAAACACGUCUGCUAGCGUUGGUUAAUAAUUAAAUGUUAUCGAAUACUAAAUACAGGCUGAUCAGUACAACUCCGAGCUUAGCGGCGGAUACCGUGUUGGGAUGCCAAUUCUUCGGCGGAAAAACUGAAUAUUAAUGUUGUGUUAUCGCGAUGUUUUCUUCUCUAGAUGAGAGAGUGUUUUAAAAUUCGCAUAAUGGGAUGCUUGCCGUCUCGACGACAGGACGAAGAGACUUCUCCGAAGGAAAACUCUCCGUCGAAUAAAGCAUCUGGAAAGCGUUCGAAUCGAACACAGGAGAAGGGAAAAAAGGACAAAGCGACACUCGCUCCGACGAUACAAAUGGUCAAUGCAGACACCUUGAAACUUUUACAGGAAAUCGGCGAACUUAAGAUGUUUCAAACAGCGAGUGAUUCCGAUCACAAGAAACAUAUAGACUUGCAUCAUGACAUAAUGUUAGCCUUAGAGAACCCAACUAAAGCGAGCAACGCCGUCACGUCAGUGUCAACUGGGGCAUCAAGCAAUGUGAUAUAA